Messenger RNA from Ylistrum balloti, 1174 nucleotides. Its product is annotated as translation initiation factor eIF-2B subunit alpha-like. The record is from RefSeq and is a predicted model, not a curated record. Gene Ontology annotation, molecular function: translation initiation factor activity; guanyl-nucleotide exchange factor activity. NCBI's taxonomy places the organism in Eukaryota, Metazoa, Mollusca, Bivalvia, Pectinida, Pectinidae. Gene Ontology annotation, biological process: translational initiation. Bases 62 to 973 code for a protein of 303 amino acids. The transcript is spliced from 9 exons. Gene Ontology annotation, cellular component: eukaryotic translation initiation factor 2B complex.
UGAACUUCCGGUUCACGGAAACAAGCACCGGCCUUAGAGCAUUUACCAACGUGCUGCCAUCAUGGACAGAGAUGGUAUACUGUCCUACUUCAGUAAUCUGGUCCAUGCAGACCCUGACAUGUCUGCUGCAGUGGCUGCAAUUAAGACGCUAUUGCACUUCCUGGAGGUCAACAAAAUGGAUACUCUGUCAGAGAUGCGUGACCGAAUGAAGGAUGCAAUAUUGACACUGACUGAAACAGACAGUAGUACCACAUCUAUUUCUUCUGCUGGUGAACUGUUUCUACGCUUCAUUACACUUGCCACACUUGAACAUUCAACAAUUCAGGAGUGCCAGAGAAUUCUAGUCAAAAGAGGGAACUUAUUUUUGCAGAAAGUUUCAGAUUCUCGUCAGAAGAUAGCCAGACAGGCUCAUCCCUUCAUACGGGAUGGUGCAACAAUUCUGACCCAUUCAAAAUCAAGAGUAGUAUUACAAGUGUUGAAGGAAGCAGCUGAAGCAAAGAAACGCUUCAAUGUGUACAUCACAGAAUCUCUACCAGAUAAUUCAGGCCGUGAGGUCUCUAAGGAAUUGAUAGAUAUGGGGAUUCCAACAACGGUAGUCCUAGAUGCUGCUGUUGGAUAUGUGAUGGAGAAGGUGGACAUGGUUUUAGUUGGAGCGGAGGGUGUAGUAGAGAGUGGAGGGAUCAUUAACAAGAUUGGUACAUACACAUUAGCAAUUUCAGCUAAGGCUAUGAAUAAGCCAGUUUAUGUUGUUGCUGAGAGUUUCAAAUUCACCCGUCUUUUUCCACUUAACCAACAAGAUGUACCUAAUCAGUUUAAGUAUCAUGCAAGCACACUACGUACGACGACGGACCUAUCCAAGGAGCAUCCCCUGGUAGACUAUACUCCUCCGUCUUAUAUCACACUUCUCUUCACAGACCUCGGUGUACUCACACCCUCCGCCAUCUCAGACGAGCUAAUCAAACUCUAUUGCUGACAUCCAUUAAAGCAUCCAGGAUGUUUGUUUGUCCAGGUUAUUCAACAAGUGAUAAACUCUAUAAAGAUUAUGAUUUUUGACCUUGGUACACUUAUUAAGAGAAAUAAAAAAAAUGAAAUACAAACACACUUAAGAAUUUGCAUAUUUAUUGUUGUCAAUAAUUGUAUGACCAAAAGUAAUAAAGUGACAAGUUUCAUUGUU